CACUGCGCACGCCGGCUGCACUGGGUCUCGCGGCUCGGUGCGCGGUAGCGGAGAGCGAGGCCUGCUGAGCGCCGCCGCGGUGCGCUCCGCCUGGUCAAGGUUGUGCGGGAAGAGGCGCAGCGGGCGGGCGAGGAGCGCGCGUCUCACCCUCGCAGUGGCACCGGGACCGGUCGCCUGGAGGAGCCGAAAUCAUGACCACGCCAGGAAAGGAGAACUUUCGCCUGAAAAGUUACAAGAACAAAUCUCUGAAUCCAGAUGAGAUGCGCAGGAGGAGGGAGGAAGAGGGCCUGCAGUUACGGAAGCAGAAGAGAGAGGAGCAAUUAUUCAAGAGAAGAAAUGUCGCUACAGCAGAAGAAGAAACCGAAGAAGAAGUUAUGUCAGAUGGCGGCUUUCAUGAGGCCCAGGUUAAUAACAUGGAGAUGGCCCCAGGUGGGGUCAUUACCUCUGACAUGAUUGAGAUGAUAUUUUCGAAUAGCCCAGAGCAACAACUUUCUGCAACACAGAAAUUCAGGAAACUACUUUCAAAGGAACCUAAUCCUCCUAUUGAUGAAGUCAUCAACACACCAGGAGUAGUGGCCAGGUUUGUGGAGUUCCUCAAACGAAAAGAAAAUUGUACACUGCAGUUUGAAUCAGCUUGGGUCCUGACAAAUAUUGCUUCAGGAAAUUCUCUUCAGACCCGGAUUGUGAUUCAGGCAGGAGCGGUGCCUAUCUUCAUCGAGUUGCUUAGCUCAGAGUUUGAAGAUGUCCAGGAACAGGCAGUCUGGGCCCUUGGCAACAUUGCUGGAGAUAGUACCAUGUGCAGAGAUUAUGUCUUAGACUGCAAUAUCCUCCCGCCUCUUCUGCAGUUAUUUUCAAAGCAAAACCGCUUGACCAUGACUCGGAAUGCAGUAUGGGCUUUAUCUAAUCUCUGUAGAGGGAAGAGUCCACCUCCAGAAUUUGCUAAGGUUUCUCCCUGUCUUAAUGUCCUUUCUUGGCUGCUGUUUGUCAGUGACACUGACGUGCUGGCCGAUGCCUGUUGGGCCCUCUCAUACCUGUCAGACGGACCCAAUGAUAAAAUUCAAGCAGUCAUCGAUGCAGGAGUAUGUAGGAGACUUGUGGAGCUUCUGAUGCAUAAUGAUUAUAAAGUGGUGUCUCCUGCUUUGCGGGCUGUGGGAAACAUUGUCACAGGGGAUGAUAUUCAGACACAGGUAAUUUUGAAUUGCUCAGCUCUUCAGAGUUUAUUGCACUUACUGAGUAGCCCCAAGGAAUCUAUCAAAAAGGAAGCCUGUUGGACAAUAUCUAAUAUUACAGCCGGAAAUAGGGCACAGAUCCAGACUGUGAUAGAUGCUAACAUGUUCCCAGCUCUCAUUAGUAUAUUGCAAACCGCUGAAUUCCGAACAAGAAAAGAAGCUGCUUGGGCCAUCACAAAUGCAACUUCUGGAGGGUCAGCUGAGCAGAUCAAGUACCUAGUAGAACUUGGUUGUAUCAAGCCACUCUGUGAUCUCCUCACUGUCAUGGACUCAAAGAUUGUACAGGUUGCCCUCAAUGGCUUGGAAAACAUCCUGAGGCUUGGAGAACAAGAAGCCAAAAGGAAUGGCUCAGGCAUUAACCCUUACUGUGCUUUGAUUGAAGAAGCAUAUGGUCUGGAUAAAAUAGAGUUCUUGCAGAGUCAUGAAAACCAGGAGAUCUAUCAAAAGGCCUUUGAUCUUAUUGAGCAUUACUUUGGGACCGAAGAUGAAGACAGCAGCAUCACUCCCCAGGUUGACCUUAGCCAGCAGCAGUACAUCUUCCAGCAGUGUGAGGCUCCUAUGGAAGGUUUCCAGCUUUGAAGCAAUCCUCUGCUUUCUUGUUCCUGUGUCAGACCAGGCUACCCAGUCAAGUCCUCUUGUGGAGCCCACAGUCCUCAUGGAGCUAAUUUCUCAAAUGUUUUCCAUAAUACUGUUUGCGCUCAUUUGCUUGCCUUGCGCACCUGCUCUCUUACACACAUCUGGAAAACCUCUGGCUCUCUGUGGUGGAAUACCCUUUUAUUACAAGGGUAACCAGAACGGCCCACUCUCUUAUGGAAAAAUCCCUAAGCUUUGGAGAUCCGCACUUAUAUUAGAGUCAUGGGAAUAUAUACACGUAUAUUUGUGGCUCCCUUUUUUGUGGGGGAAAAAAGAGGACUCUUCCCUCAUUCCGUAAAGUGGGGAAAAUGACAUUAAAAGAUAAAACUAAAACCUUUAUCUUGAAUUUUACACAACUGCUUGGACAAGGGAGAUACUUAGACUUGUGUAUACAUCAGAGUACUCUUCUCGAGUUCUUCCACAGUGAACCAACCCUUGGAGUACCUGGUGGCUUUUUCUAGCCAAAUUUGCAUUAAUCCUUAUUGAGAUGGGAUGGUUUUCUUUCCUCUAAUGGAGUCAUUCUUCAGAUAUUAAAGUUAAACCAUCCCUCCCUCACCUUCAGCCUUCAGUGAAUGUGCUUCUAGUUGUCAGGAAUGCUGAAGAAUUAACACUCUGACUUUUAAAUGUGAUACUGACUUGGCAGAUUCCCUUAAAGCAGAAAGGAGAGGAGCACAGAUUAAUGUGUAUGGCUUCUCUUUGGUUUUAUGUCUCUUAGGAUUUGGAAGUAGUUGAGUUUUAACACUGGUAUGAAGAUAAAAGUCCUUAGUGAAACCAUGUUCUAAAAUUCGAUUAAAGAGUCAGAAGAACACAGAACCCAUCACUUUUUCUAAACCAGUGUGACUAGAGGCUGUGUUUCUGCAUUAAAAAAAGAUACUCAGGCUUUGUGGUCCUGAUCAAGGUCCUGGUAAUUGGAGUUCACCCUAGGUGCUUUUCCUCUAUGUGACUGGCAGAUAACACAGAUUUAAAUGUUACUUAGGGACUUUUUUCCUUAGUCAAGUGCAGCUCGAUUCUAAUGCAUUCAUGCUGCAUACAUGAUCCUGCAGUGCAGCAACCUUACCUUUAAAAGCGUAGCAAUCUCCUCAAUAUGACCUCUAGACUAAAAGGGCAGUGAUCUUUUUCUAAUAACCUCAGUGUUCCCUGGUUUUAUUUCAUCUCCUACUAUAAGUACCCUACCUCCCCAAGUAAAAACAGUGCCCACCUUCUGCUUAUUUAAUGAUGACUGUAAUGUACCUGCAAAUGGCGCUUCCAGUACUGUGUUCACUGAUCCACAUUUGUGCUUGGACUAGAAGGGGGAAAAAAAAAAAACCAACAAAGAAAGCUUAAUUGCCAAGAGAACUGCAAAUGAAUUUAAUGCGACUUCUCGGUGCUAGUUGGCCAUUUUGGCUCAAUGUUGGGACACACUAUCAGAGAAGAGCUUUCCUUGAUGAUGUUCUGUUCAAAAAUGAAUUCUGAAGGAAAAGUUGCUCACGUCUGUUUCAGAGCAUACCCUUUUAAAUCUCUUUAGACUACUCUUCUAGAAUUCAUUGUAACCCCAAAGUAUAAAAGCUAGCUGGGAGUUGCCCCUGACAAGCUAUUGCACAUCUCUGGUGAAUCCUGCUGAAUGUAAGGGAUAUUUAGAACUUCCAUACCUCAUCAUGAUGUUAUUUAAGCAGCCAAUUUACAUGACCCUAUUUACUUUGAAAAAUUCAUUUCAUUCAAACUAGAAAGUUCCAGAGUCAAAGGACAUUUAUCAGCUAAGAGUGUGUGUGAUGCAUUCUUGCCCUAGUCUUUAAAUGUGUCUGUGCUCUGGGAUGGAUAUCUUCUGAUGUCUGUCACUGAUGGAGCAGGCACUACAAAACUAGUCAACUCCCAUCUGUCCUGUUGUUUUCUAGUGCUGCUUUGUGCUGAGAGAACAUGUUAGUUUACUGAACUUGACCUAUACAAGACUGAUUCUUUGUAAUUUUAGGGAUAAAUUAGGUGGUUAAUUUAAAGAUGAACUUUCAAUGUUGCCUUUACAUCACAUUAAAAUAUCACUUCUUUCAGAAGGGUAAUAGAAGCACUGAUUCAUAGUAAAAAUCUUGUUUUUAGCUUUGGCUUUUUCAUGGCUGAUUGUUUUUUAUUGUAAAUUACUGGUAAUGUUAUUUCUGUAGAAUGUUUUAAAUUAUGUACCUUCUAUUGGAUAGUUAAAAUCUUUGCAUCUUAUAAACGAGUUUGGAUGAAGAGAGAUACAAAGCACACAGAGUUGUCACCCUACCUUACCAAGGGCAUACAGCUGGAACUUUUGUAGCAAUUUUAGGGUUACCCAGUGACGUCAGGUCCAGUAGCCGGUGCAAUCUGUUUUAUCUAAAACAGAAGAUUUAUCUUCAGCUUGACCCAAGAAGUCCAUGAACCUUAAAUAUCCUGAACUUUGUUUUUAUAGUAAAAUGAUUAAAUGUAAAGAUUGGAGUUGGCUAAAGUUAACCCUGCAAAUUCAGACGUUCUGGAAGCGAGUCCUUAAGGAGCAGACUGUUGUUCUUAAUACAAGUGGAAUGUUGAGGGUGCUUGUAAAUCCUAUUUUUAGUUCAUCUGCCAGAGUCUGGUGAUCUAGUUUAAUCUUUUGAUAUUUUUAUCAGAAAGGUGUCACUAGAGCAGCAUGUUAGUAUCUACAGCACAACAAGCUCUAGGGUUUAGACAGCGAUCGGGCAAAGUGGCUUUGUUCGCUUUAUCUUUCCCUGUCUUCCCUCAGACUUCUGUACUGAGAACUUUGGUCUUCAAACAAUGGCAUUCAGAGAAUUUGAGAUGUAAAGGUAUUGGGCACCUGAAGGGCCAACAGGUAAAUAUGAUUGGGUGGAGAAAUAACCCAGAAAGUACAGAUGCCGAAUAUAAGGAAAAGGAUUUUAGAGACACAGUUCUCUAUGGAACACUACUUCAUCCUUGUCACCAGUCAGAGCCGCUUUUCUGAUGCCCUCAUCAGUCGUCCCUGCUGGAAACUGUUGCACUAGGGUGGUUCUUCCGUGUACCAGACAAAGCUAGUGGACUAUGGGUGUUUUUCAGCCUUACUGUCCCAUAAUAAAUCUGAAUUAUUCCAGUUGCUGCUGAUUAUGCCUAAGAAAACAUAUGUAAGUAUAACUUGUCAACCAAACUCUCUGUUGUACAUGACUACCUACCGGCAACUUUGAUUUCUGUAGUGCGAAAUAAACAUUUCAGCUGUCUGACCCCAGAUGUGGGGCCACAUUGUAAAACAGGUUUGCCUUGGGUUUCUUUGGGAUUUAUUUCAUCUCUGAUUAAUUUUGUGAAAAUUGUCACACCAAUAAGCAAACCAUUUUAGGUGUAUUUAGAGGCUAAAGCUUUUGACUUACAUUGGAAAUUCUCAGUAAUGUACAGUUUAAAAAAAAACUUUUUGAGAGGGGUAUUGCUUCCUUUCAGGAUACAUAUCUGUGUGCUACAUCCUACAUUCAGGAUACAUACCUGUGUGCUGCUUACUACAUUCCAAAAUUUGCUUAUUUGCAGUUUCAUUUGACAUCUCAAAUCAGUAGAGCCGUUUCCCUCUGUUUGAAGCAAACAAAUUAUCUAUCUGCAUAGUUGGGAAAUAUUUUGACUUACCUUUUCCCAUCAUCCAAAAAUAUUUAAAAGUAAUUUGGGAUUAGGUGUGACUAAGUGUACUAUGUUGGCUAUAAUGUAAAUAAUACUCUAUAAUCUUUAUUGUUAGGAAAGUUAUAAGAAUGAGUACUAAGACAUUAGGAUAAUGUUUAAUAAAAUAGAUAUUUAACUUUU
Molecule: messenger RNA, 5594 nt
Organism: Arvicola amphibius (Eurasian water vole)
Lineage: Eukaryota; Metazoa; Chordata; Mammalia; Rodentia; Cricetidae
Gene: Kpna1
Product: karyopherin subunit alpha 1
Exons: 14
Coding region: 192-1808 (538 amino acids)
Biological process (GO): postsynapse to nucleus signaling pathway; NLS-bearing protein import into nucleus
Cellular component (GO): nucleoplasm; cytoplasm; nucleus
Molecular function (GO): nuclear import signal receptor activity; protein binding
Source: RefSeq, a predicted model, not a curated record